UAGAUUGAUUAAUUUAAUAGUAAUGGGUGAGAACGCUAUAGGAGAACUUAUACUUGAUCUCUGUUUCUUUGCAAUCAGAGAAAUUAUGAAAGACAGAUGUGGAGCAUAUGGAUAUUGGCCAAUUCUAGUGAUAGUCUCACUGUUUGCAACAAUGGUGUCUGCAUGAUUAAAAACUAAAAUCUUCUUGUUGUGUCAGACUUCAAUCUUUCCUUUCUAUAACGUCCCUGUGUUGAUCAUGGGAGUGGUCACCUUCUCAGCUUCAUGGACAUGAAUAGAAGAAAACUUCAGAUGGGUUGGAUAUGUUUGCCACCUUAUCAUCAUUAUGUUGUUGGUAGGGUGCAAUGUCCUCUUGAUCAUUCAUAAAUCCAGACAAAAGAGGAAGAUUGCCAAUAACAAAAAGAAUAAGAAGAAAACUAAUAGCAGAAAGGCUCUAUUAAAAAGCAAACGAAAGCCAGACUUGGAUAAUGUAUCAGGAAGUGAGGUGCCGAAUACUCAAAAUCAAGGGGAUUAUAAUAGACUAGAAGAUGAAGAAGAGGUUUAAUCAUUAUAAACAGCUAGUUCUACAUAAAUAUUUAGGAAACAGAUUACUUGACUGUUUGCUUU
This is a messenger RNA of Moneuplotes crassus, 603 nucleotides long. NCBI's taxonomy places the organism in Eukaryota, Ciliophora, Spirotrichea, Euplotida, Euplotidae. The record is from the annotation of a GenBank genome assembly.